AUGAGCACGGAAACGCUCGCUGCUCCUCCACCAACUGCUUCCGGUUCUAACGCCGCCAGCCAGAAAAUGCCAGCGAUGGGAUUCGAAGAGCGGCUCAGGCGCAUGUGUGAUCGAGCCAGGCAGAUUGACGAGGCGGCGGGGAAGGGCAUGUCUGACAGCGAGAAGCAGCAAUGCCUGGAGGAGCAGAGGGAGGAGGUCGAAGCUCUGCGGUCCAUUUUUGACUCCGACUUUGAGCCCAUUUGGCUCGCAUCCUCCUCCUCCUCCUCCCCGUCCUCACCCACCUCCUCCUCUGCUCCCGAAGAGGCGGCCGCCUCGAGUUUCACAACCUCGCCGUACAACUGCGUCAUGAUUGACAUCCGCAUCACAAUACCCUCGCCCAUGCUCGUGGUCCCCUCGCCUCCUUCUGCCACUGCUUCCUCUUCCUCGACCUCUUCUUUCAACCCCUCGUCCUCCUCCUCCUCCUCCUCCUCCUCCUCCUCCUCCUCCUCCUCCUCCUCCUCCUCCUCCUCCUCCUCCUCCUCCUCCUCCUCCUCCUCCCCCCAACCCUCCACCACCACCACCACCACCUCUCCCGACUCCCCUCUCCCUCGUCCGUUCCUCAUCUCACAUCUCCCCCCUCUCCGCCUCCUCGCCCUCCUCCCCCACACCUACCCCUCCGCCUCCCCACCCCUCUUCACCCUCUUCUCCUCCUGGCUCUCCCAUGCCCAGAUGGCGCGCCUCUGCGCCCAGCUGGACGCCACGUGGCAGCAGCAGAGUGGCCUGGUCGUGCUGUACACGUGGGCAGCGUGGCUUGGCGAGGAGACGCUGGGAUGCCUUGGGAUUGGGCAGUGUACGAGGGCAUGUCUCUGCAGGACGACCUGGCGGUGGAGCAAGGAGAUGGACGACCGGGUGUUCCGAGCAUCCCUCCAUGCGUGCGCCAUCUGCUUCUCUGAGAAGCCCGGGACGGAGUGUGUGCGUGCCGCGUGCACACACGCGUUCUGCACGGCGUGCAUGAGGGCGUUUGCAGAGGCGCACGUGGCUGAGGGCAAUCUGCAGGCGCUCAAGUGCCCUGACACCAAGUGCCGUGCUCCCCUCUCCUACGAUCUCCUGCGCACACUCCUCCCUGCUGACCUUUUCUCUCGCUGGGAGCAGCUCACUCUCCAGCGCACCCUAGACGCCAUGCCAGACAUUGCCUUCUGCCCGCGCUGCUCCCAGCCGGCAGUGGAGGACCCAUCAGACCACCACGCGCUGUGCCCCGGGUGCUUCUUCUCCUUCUGCGGGGUGUGCCGCGAGGGGUUUCACCGGGGCAGGAGCUGCAUCACUCCGGAGCUAGCUCUUAAGUUGAUGAAGCUGCGGAAGCAGGAGCGGGCGCUGGCAGAGGAAGAGCUGAGGAAGCAGAAGGACCUUGAGCAACAAGUACUUAGCCUCAAGCUGGUGGAGGAGUCGAGCGUGCCGUGCCCCGUGUGCAGCACGGCCAUCAGCAGGAGCGAGGGGUGCAACAAGAUGAUCUGCCCCACCUGCAACGCCUUCUUCUGCUACCGCUGCCGCGCGCGCAUCGACGGUUACGACCACUUCACGGAGGGCAAGUGUGUGCUGUUUGAGGCGGCGGAGAUAGAGCUGUGGGAGAUGCAGAUGGCAGCCAUGGCUGGAGCACAGCGCCGCAACCAUCGAGCCGCGCCGGCGCCGGCACCGCCCAUCGGAGCGGAUGGCAGGCCGCUGCUUGCGAGGCGCUGCCCCAAUUGCCGUCUAUUCAAUUAUAAGGACGUCUCCGCUCCUCCCCCUCCCCCCAUUGUCGCUCCUCCGCCUCCCCUUGCCACGGUUUCUCCCCCUCCGCCUGUCGCCGCGGCUUCGACCGCUUCUCCACCGCCGCCCGACUCCUUCUCUCCUCCGCCACCUACCACCUCCCCUCCGCCUCCUACCCUCUCCCCUCCCCCGCCCACUACCUCCCCAUCUCCUCCGCUCUCCCCUCCUCCUUCACCUCCUUCGUCCCCCCCUCCCUCACCGCCGCUCCCUCCAUCUCCCACCCCCCCUUCUCCCCCACCCUCCCCUCCCCCGACUCCUCCCCCUCCCCCUUCCCCGCCUCCGCCGCCUCCCCCGCUGGGAACCUGCCCCGCACCGUUCACAGUCGGCGCGCGCUGCACCAACUGCACCAAGGCCGGCGGCUGUAUCUGCGACUCGUUCGGCGUGUGCCGGCCGACCUGCAGCUACGUGCCAGGCGUCGACUACAAGUCGCCCACGUGGCGGCGCGCGUGCAACACGUGCCCGAGCAAGCGCCUCGGCGUACCGAACGCGCGGUGCGCGUGCGACAUCAACGGCAGCCAGCAGUGCGUCGAUUUCUGCGCGCUCCCGGAGAACAACAACGGCGUGACGCCGGCCAAGGCGGGGAAGGACGGGUGCGUGUGUUCGCCGUCCAAGGGCAAGUGCGUGCCGUUCUGCAACGAGAAGGACGGCUUUAAGUGCUCCAACUCGGAGUCCGGCGAGGGCUACUGCCGCGCGGGGCUCUGCUACGACAUCUGCGCCAUUGCCAGUGAGUGUUCAUUGCCAUUGCCUCUUUUGGGCGCCGAAGAGAAGCUGCUCUUCCGCCUAGCAAGAGCCCGGCACCGUUUGCCGCCACACAGCGGAGCCCGGCACUGUUUGCCGCACGUGCAACAGGACGAAAGGCGGCUCGUGCGUCUGCGGCUCGUCGGGAAAGUGCGAGCCCGACCUCUCGUGCACGGGCCCGUCUCCCCGUGGCGGGAAGCGACGGGCUGCAAUGCAGUUACAACUGUACAAGCCAAGUGUGCUUAUGUUCUGCUGGUCAGUGCAAACCGCAGUGUCAACUACCCAGUGCCGAAGGAGGAGAGUGUUUCGACGGGUGUGACAGCGGAGGGCCAUGCAGAAGCCGGAUCCCCGGUCGCCGCGUCGAUUCCCGAUCCGCUGACGUCACGCGCGAUCCGGCUGGUGUACAAGGAUGACCAAGGGGUGUUCCGAAUGGAUCCCGAAGCCGUCAGCGCGCUGCGGCGACUGCGAGGACCCCUCGGGGUUGUUGCGGUCAGUGGGUUCACAGUGGGCCCCACGCACCGGCCGUGCACCAAGGGGCUGUGGAUCUGGAGCUCGCCAGUUAAAGUCACAGCUCCGGACGGAUCGUCGUACCACCUGCUGCUGCUGGACUCAGAGGGCAUUGACGCCUACGAUCAGACGGGCACGUACAGCACGCAGAUCUUCUCGCUGGCGGUGCUGUUGUCGUCCCUGUUCGUGUACAACCAGAUGGGCGGCAUCGAUGAGUCGUCGCUGGACCGCCUGUCCAUGGUCACUGAGAUGGCCAAGCACAUCCAAGUGCGCGCCAACUCCGCCUCUUCUGCUGCACAAGGAGGAGGAGGAGCAGGAGGAGCAGCGGGAGCAGCGGGGUCGUCUUCUACGACGCAGGAGCUGGGGCUGUUCUCUCCGGUGUUCUUCUGGCUGCUGAGAGACUUUUACUUUGACCUCACGGAGGAUGGCCGGGUGAUAACCCCGCGGGACUAUCUCGAGACGGCGUUGCAGUCCAUGGCGGAGGGCUCUGAGUCCGCACGGGCCAAGAACCAGAUCCGCGAGUCCAUCCGCUCGCUCUUCCCCGACCGUGAUUGCUUCGCUCUCGUUCGCCCCAUCAGCAACGAACGCUUGCUGCAGAAGCUCGACCACCUGCCCAUGGACCAGCUCCGUCCAGAGUUCAAGCAGGGGUUAGAUGCCUUCACCCAGGCGGUGUUUGCGCGCGCUCGCCCGAAGAGGGUGGGCGGCACAGUCAUGACGGGGCCAAUGCUGGCUGGGCUCACUCAGACGUAUAUCCAGGCACUCAAUAACGGGGCUGUGCCCACCAUUCUCAACUCCUGGCUGAGUGUGGAGGAAACAGAGUGUCGCAGGGCGUUUGAGGCGGCACUUCAAACAUAUAGCAGAGCAUUUGGCAGCCCCGCUUCUGCUGAUGAGGACGACCUGAGGGCUCACCACAGGGCAGCACUGCAAGCAGCAGAGGCGGCUUUCAGGGAGGAGGCGGUGGGGGAGGGGCAGGCCCGACACAAGUACGAGGAGAAGCUCAGGGAGGAGGCUGGGAAGAGGUUCGAGGAUGUGCUAAAGCGGGUGGCAGCAGAGGCAGAAGUGAGGUGCAAGCGGUAUCUCGAUGCACUAGAGGCCAAGGUCAAGGGGCUCGCCAGGGGGCCUCCGCGGGCGGCGACUGCUGAUGUGGUGCGCGCGCUGAUUGCUGAGCUGGCGGCGUACGAGUCGUCCAUGUCGGGCGCUGCCAAGUGGCGCUGCUUGUCAGCGUUCCUCGUCGCCAGUAUGCGCGGGCUUGUUUUGGAUUCGGCUGAAAAGGAGGUCGCCGAAGCAAGGCAGCAAGCCUCGUCUGCACUCAAGGACAAGCAGGCCGCCGAGGCUCGGGCCUCCGUCGAAGCUGCGGCCGCGGCUCGGGAGGCCGCCGCAGCUGAGGACUGGAAGAAACGGGUGGCGACAGUGGAAGGACAGCUGGCAGCCGCUAAUAGGGCGGUUGGAGAAGGGAGGGAGGAGAGGGAGAGGAUGAGGAAGGAGAUGGAGGAGGGGAGGAGGAGGGCGGAUGAGCGAGAGAGGGAGUGUGCGGAGUUGAGAAAGGAGGUGGAGAGAGUGAGGGAGGGAGGGGAGAAGGAGGUGAAGAGAGUGAGUGGGGAGGUUGAGAGAGUGAAGGGGCAGCUUGAGGAGGCGAAGAGGAGGGUGGGAGAGGAGCAAGGGGAGAAGGUGAAGUGGAGGGGUAUGUAUGAGAAGGAGGUGGGGGAGGGGAAGAGGGAGGUGGAGAAGGUGGUUGGGGAGAGGGAGGGGCUAAGAGGGGAGGUGGAGAGGGAGAAGCAGCGGAGGCAGGCUGAAGUGGCGGCGAUUCAGAAGGAGAAGGGCGCAUUGGAGCAGCAGCUGCGAGCAGAGGCGUCGAAAGCAGCGGCGGAGGCGAGCGAGCUGAAAGUGAAGCUGGAGUCGCAAGCAGCACGGCUGGCAGCAAUGGAAAAGGCUCUGGUGGAGGCAAAGGCGAGAGAGAGGCAGGCUGAGGAGAGCAUGAGGGAGGCGAGCAGGACGGCUGGCAGCGCGAGCAAGAGCGUGCAGGCUGCACGGGAGGCCAAGGCCGCAGCAGAAGAAGCGACAGAGAAGAUGGAGCGCCAGCUGCGUCAGGCUGAGUCAGCACGGACCGCUGCUGAGCUGGCAGCCCGGCGCGAGGCUGAGCUGGCACGCCAGGCUUGCAUUCGUGCUGACUCAGCAGCAAAAGAUCUCCAGAUGGCAAUGGAGGAGGCCCAGGUGGCACAGUCAGCAGCUGAGGUGGCAGGAAAGAGGGCGGAGGUUGCCGAAAGGAGAGCGAGGGAGCUUGAGAGGGAACUAGAGGGGUUGAGAUUGAGGGCAGCAGAAGGGGAGGAGGAGGGGAAGGGGAAGGUGGAAGGUAUGGUGAGGGAAAUUGAGGAGUUGAAGGGAGAGGUGGGAAGGAGGAAGGAGGAGGUUGGGGAAACGAUGGCAAUGCUGGCUGUGUGUGAGGUGGAGAGGGAGGGGUGGAGGAGGAAGGAGGGAGAAGCGAGGACUGAGAUGGAGCGGCUGAAAGGGGAGUUAGAGCGGUUGAGACAGGUGGUGGAGGGGAUGGGGGUGGAGAUGGGGGUGGUGAGGAGCGAGAGGGAGGAGAUGAAGGGGGUGGUGAGAGUGAGAGAGGAGGAGAUUUCGCGGCUAAGGGGGAUGCUGGAAGUGGCUAUGAGGGGGAAUCAGGAGAGGGAGAGGGAGAGGGGGAGAGGGGAGGGGAGGGGGGGUGCUGGGCAGGGCGAGGGAGCGGAGGAGAUGGAGGUGGAGGAGGGAGAGGAGGCGGGGAGGAAGAGGAAGAGGGCGAGACUGGGCACGGGUGUUGCUGGUGAAGGCGGGAUUGCAGGGGAGGGCGGUGCUGCUGGGGAAGGUGGGACUGGUGGAGAAGAAGGUGCGGCUGAGGCAGGGUUAACUGGUGCAGGUGGUACUGCUGGGGGUGGUGCAGGGGCAGGCGUGGAAGGGGCGGGUGAUAGUGCUGUGACAGGCGAUGCUGCAGGGACAGCAGCAGGGGGAGAAGGAGGCAAGCGGAGAGGCAGGGGGGCGAGCAAGAGGGCACCUGCUGCUCCUUCCGCUGGCGCUACUGCUGCUGGUGUUGCUGCCCAGGCAACAGGGCAGGGCAGUGAAAUGGAUAUGGAUUCAGCCUCGUUCGGAGGGGUGUUUGGUGCUGGGGAGGGAAAGGAACGAGCUGAGGGGGACGAGGCGGAGAGUAGCAAAGGGGGGAGGGGGAGAGGGAGGGGCAGGAGGGGUGGAGGAGGGAGGAGGGGGAGAGGGAGGCCGGCGGCUGGGGUGGGUGCGGUGACGGCUGCUGAUGUGGCGGGGGAGUCUGAUGUGGCGAAGAGGCGGAGGGAGAUUGCGAUGAAGAUGACAAAGAGUGAGUUGAAGGACAGGUUGACGGACGAGGGGAGGGGGUUGGAUGUGCUUGAAAUGAGGACGCCCACAAAGGGGCAGCUGGUAGACUUGUUCGUGAAGUUUGUGCAAGAGUGA
Closterium sp. Naga37s-1 is the source of this 6486-nucleotide messenger RNA. The record is from the annotation of a GenBank genome assembly. Lineage: Eukaryota; Viridiplantae; Streptophyta; Zygnematophyceae; Desmidiales; Closteriaceae.